AUGGGGGCUUCUCAAUCAGAGCUAGAGAAACAACAACCAGAACAACAGCCUCAAACACAUCAUCAUUCACAUUCACAGUCACAUCACCAACCAAAUGAACCAACCAAUAAGGAAGAACUACGAUCACCUUCCAGAAGCGAAAAUUUGUUGCUGUCCCCUCAACAAAACAUAGAACCCUCCAGAAAGGUAGUAAAAGCCAAAUAUGAGACUCAAUCAGCAGCACCUAAACCUUUGAUCAAACAACUAGGUUUUCCGUACAACUUUGAGAAUAUACUGAAGGAUGCUGACUCGCCGGUUGAUAAAUCUUCUAGGGAAAAGAUGUUUGAUCAACUACAAGCUGGUGUGUUCUUACAUAGUAAAACUAAGAAAUAUUGGGUUGAGAAGAAGUCCAACGCCAACUGUUUUAUGUUGUAUGCAAGAGGACUAUCAAUCACUUGGGGAGAGAAUCCACUUUACUGGAAAUGGAUACAGCAAAAAGAUGCAAGCGACGGGGUGAAUGAGGUGGCUGAACUGAAGAGAGUUUGUUGGCUAGAAGUGCAUGGAAAAUUUGACACUAGAAAGCUUUCGCCAGGAAUUUUAUAUCAAGUUUCAUUUUGUGUGAUGCUGAAAGAUCCCGCUCAGGGUUGGGAACUACCGAUAAAUGUGAGACUUGUUCUUCCGGGAGGAAAGAAGCAGCAAUACAAGGUGAAUUUAAUGGAGAUGUUAAGGGGAAGGUGGAUUGAGGUUCCAGUUGGUGAGUUUAUAGCAUCUGAAAAAGAUGGAGGUGAGAUGGAGAUAUCUAUGUUUGAAUAUGAAGGUGGUAUGUGGAAGCAGGGGCUUGUCAUCAAAGGCAUUGCAAUCAAACCAAAAGUAUGA
Molecule: messenger RNA, 855 nt
Organism: Lathyrus sativus (Indian pea)
Lineage: Eukaryota; Viridiplantae; Streptophyta; Magnoliopsida; Fabales; Fabaceae
Source: the annotation of a GenBank genome assembly